This is a messenger RNA of Durio zibethinus, 1892 nucleotides long. RefSeq names its product non-specific phospholipase C4-like. Gene Ontology annotation, molecular function: hydrolase activity, acting on ester bonds. Lineage: Eukaryota; Viridiplantae; Streptophyta; Magnoliopsida; Malvales; Malvaceae. The record is from RefSeq and is a predicted model, not a curated record. Gene Ontology annotation, biological process: phospholipid catabolic process.
UAAUUCGACGAACAUUACCAUACAACAAUUAAAACAAUGGUUUCCGAAAGCAGCAUUUCCUCUUCAUAUCCCAUCAAAACCAUAGUCAUUUUGGUCCAAGAAAACCGCUCAUUCGACCACAUGCUAGGAUGGUUCAAGACCCUCAACCCUGAAAUCAAUGGGGUAGCUGGGUCCGAAUCCAACCCCAUUUCCACAUCUGAUCCCAACUCAUCCAGGAUCUUCUUCAAGGAUAAUGCUGAGUACGUUGACCCUGACCCUGGACACUCCAUCCAAGCCAUUUACGAGCAAGUAUUUGGCAAGCCUUGGAGCUCUGAUGACCAUAACCCACCCCAUGAGCCAACAAUGAAUGGCUUUGCUCAAAACGCUGAAAGUACCGAGAAGGGAAUGGCAGAGGCAGUGAUGAAAGGGUUUACACCUGACGCAGUGCCUGUUUACAAAGAGUUGGCAUUGAACUUUGCUAUAUGUGACCGGUGGUUCGCGUCGGUCCCGGCUUCCACUCAGCCUAACCGGUUGUUUGUGCACUCGGCUACAUCACAUGGGGCCACAAGCAAUAACACAUUGAAGCUGAUCCAAGGGUUUCCUCAAAAGACGAUAUUUGAGUCAUUGGAUGAAAGUGGCUUUAGUUUUGGGAUUUAUUAUCAAUAUCCUCCAUCUACCUUGUUCUACAGGAAUCUUAGAAAAUUGAAGUACUUAAAAAACUUUCAUCAAUUUGAUCUACACUUCAAGAAGGACUGUGAAGAAGGAAAUCUGCCAAACUAUGUUGUUGUUGAACAAAGAUAUUUCGACCUCUUAUCGGUGCCUGCAAACGAUGAUCAUCCGUCCCACGAUGUCUCGGAAGGCCAAAAAUUUGUAAAGGAAGUUUAUGAGGCGCUAAGAGGUAGCCCCCAGUGGAAGGAAAUGUUGUUCGUAAUUACAUAUGAUGAGCAUGGUGGAUUUUAUGAUCAUGUUCCAACUCCUACAGCUGGGGUCCCUAGCCCUGAUGAUAUAGUUGGUCCUGAACCAUAUUACUUCAAGUUUGACAGGCUUGGUGUUAGAGUUCCUACAUUUUUUAUUUCUCCCUGGAUUGAACCAGGAACAGUGAUACAUGGGGCUUCAGGACCAUAUCCUACUUCAGAAUUUGAGCAUUCAUCAAUUCCAGCAACUGUCAAAAAGAUUUUCAAUCUAAAAGAGUUCCUGACAAAGCGUGAUGCAUGGGCUGGCACUUUUGAAGGUGUUAUAAAUAGGAAGGGCCCAAGAACAGAUUGUCCAGUUAAAUUACCUGAGCCAGUGAAAAUGAGAGAUACUGAGGCUAAAGAGACGGUGAAACUAAGUGAAUUUCAAGAAGAAUUAGUACAAAUGGCAGCAGCAUUGAACGGAGACCAUAAAAAGGAAAUUUAUCCACACAAACUUGUGGAGAACAUGACAGUAGCAGAGGCUGUUAAGUAUGUGGAUGGUGCCUUCAAGAAGUUCUGUGAUGAAUGCCAAAAGGCAAAAGAAAGUGGAAUGGAUGAAUCUGAGAUUGUUGAUUUAGGAAAACGGGCUGAAAGAUCAAGAUCCAAAUCUUUCAUUCACAAGAUGCUUUCCUGCCUAGUCGGCCAAAAUUGAAAACACUGCAUCUUUUAAUUUCUAGCAGGAAAUCUUUCUUUGGUCUUGCUCAUUAACUAGGGGCAAGAUCAUGGCUAUAUGAAUUAUUUUAUUGGUCCACACUUUAGGGCAUCCUAGGAUAGGACAAGUAGAUGAUGAUGUUAAUUUGUUUGAUUCAAUAAUGUAAGUAUCCUGUUUGAACAUUUAAGAUCUACUGUCUAGCUAGAUUGCACAUACAAUGUAAUUUGCUUUUAUAUAAUUAUGUUUAGUUAUAUCACAAUGAAACUCUAAUUCUUAUGGAAUCCAAAUGUUUCAAUAUUAUGAUGAAA